This is a messenger RNA of Xenia sp. Carnegie-2017, 786 nucleotides long. Its product is annotated as actin-related protein 2/3 complex subunit 5-A-like. Bases 97 to 549 code for a protein of 150 amino acids. Gene Ontology annotation, cellular component: cytoplasm; Arp2/3 protein complex; actin cytoskeleton. Gene Ontology annotation, molecular function: actin filament binding. Gene Ontology annotation, biological process: cell migration; Arp2/3 complex-mediated actin nucleation; regulation of actin filament polymerization. Lineage: Eukaryota; Metazoa; Cnidaria; Anthozoa; Malacalcyonacea; Xeniidae. The record is from RefSeq and is a predicted model, not a curated record. The transcript is spliced from 4 exons.
UUACUAAAUUCCCGAAGAUCCGAACUCCGAAAGUCUAGCAAGGAAGUACUUGCGAAGGGUGGAUCGUGAAGUUUAUCACUUAAUUUUUGGUAAAAAAUGGCCAAAGCAUCGUUGUCAACACAAUUUAGGAAAGUAGAUGUGGAUGAAUUGGACGAAAAUCUUUUUCAGGAUGAGCAGGGGGAAGAUGGCACAGAUAGCGGGCCAAAUGAAAGCGAAGUGAACAGCUUGAUUUUACAAAAAAACAAUAAAGACGCUUUAAAAGCAACACUCUGUAAUCCUCCAAUAGCUUCAAAGAAUCAAGCUGCUAAAGACAAAGCAUUUAAUUUGGUGAUGAGAGUAUUGCAAGCCUUCAAAUCAAGUGAAAUUGAUGCAGGAUUGAAAGUCCUUGAUAAAGAAGAAGUAGAUAUAUUAAUGCGAUAUAUAUAUCGAGGUUUUGCUCAAGCGUCAGACAGUGCUAGUGCCAUCCUUUUAACGUGGCAUGAAAAGGUUGUGGCCAUUGGAGGUAUUGGUACGAUUGUACGAGUUAUGACUGAUAGGAAAUCUGUGUAAUAGCUGCUGUAACCAAUUCCUCAAAUAGUUUUUUAGAGAAUAUAACAAUUCACAAAACUCAACCAUUUACAAUUGUUUUAAAUGUAAACAAUCAGUAUAUUUGCAUUGUAUGGCCAUUGUAUUGUGAAUAAAUCAUACAAAAUACAAGUUUACAUUGUAAAGCUGAAGUUAUUACACAAAGUAAAACAUAUUCAUGGAGAAAAUGACUAAAUAAACAGAUCAUUUGAAACAAAAAAA